Funneliformis geosporum is the source of this 217-nucleotide messenger RNA. NCBI's taxonomy places the organism in Eukaryota, Fungi, Glomeromycota, Glomeromycetes, Glomerales, Glomeraceae. The record is from the annotation of a GenBank genome assembly.
AUGACAACUAAAAGCUGGGAUUCCUAUUUCGACGAGAUAGAACCUGAUAAAUGGCGCUUCUUCGACUUCUACCAGCAUCGUCAACGUCAAAGUGACUUUAAUAACUCAUUUUCAAGUGAAUCUUUCGUGCUGAAGAAAUCAUUAGAUUGUUUGUUAGAGAAGGGCUCGUAUGAAGCUAAGAAGCACGCUAAACGUCUCUUGAAUACAUUUAAGGCAA